This is a messenger RNA of Meloidogyne enterolobii, 2166 nucleotides long. The record is from the annotation of a GenBank genome assembly. Lineage: Eukaryota; Metazoa; Nematoda; Chromadorea; Rhabditida; Meloidogynidae.
AUGGCUCGAAUACCUUUUGAGGACGAUUCCAGGCUUACAGCUGAUAAUGAUAUGGCUGUAGCUUUAAAUAAUGCAAGGAUGGAUUUACAAGCAAGAACUUGUGUCCGUUUAGUGCCAAGAAAAACAGAAAAAGAUUAUGUACUUUUCACAGAUCUUGGCCAAAAUGUUGAAUGUUGGAAUUUGUUCGAACCCCUUCCACCUAAGGGACAAGUUUUGGUUAAUGCUGGGCCUUCCUGUCUUGAACCAAUGAAACGACCACACAAACCAAAACGUGUUUUUUCUGAAUGCGAUAUAGAAUAUGUUAAUCACCUCUAUAAUUGCCCUAAAAGGCGAAAACCUUCCCCAAUUUGCCCAACUGGCCGUUUAAUUAUGUCUAAACCAGAUGAAUAUUUUGAACGUAAUUUAAUUACUACAACAACUGAAAGACAAUUAAGUAAUGAAGAAAUAUUUUCAAUUGGAGAAGGAGGGGGAAGAGGAGGAAAUGAAGAAGAUUAUUUACCUUUAAAUGAAAAAGAAGAAAAAGGGAAGAAAUUUAAUAAUAAAAAUGUUGAAGAAAAGGAAGAGGAAGAAGAAGAUAGUAUUAGGGAAAGACCUUAUAUUUCAAUUAGUAUUGAAGCUGAAGAAACUGAAGAGUUAGAGUAUUCAACUAUAACUACAGAAUUACCAACAACAACAAUAGCAACAACAACUAUUUAUCCUGUAACUGAAAUUGAAGAACAAACAGUAACGGAAUCUAAUAAUAUUGAAGAACAAAUAGAAAAUAGUACAGAAUUAAUUGAAAUACAACAAACAACAAGUAAAACAACAGAAAAUUAUUUGUCUACAGAAGAGGUGUUGACUACUUCUAGUACAUCCUUAGCUAAUUUAGAAGAAGAAAAUAAUUUAUUAAUUACUUCGCCUGACGAAGAAAAACUAACAACAGCAACUCCUUCUUUUAGCACUUCAUUAGAUACUUCUUUAUCUACAUUCGAAACAAAUAUUCCAAAUCCAACAAAUAUCGUCGACAUACCUUCAUCAAAUAAGUUUGGAGAAUCGUUAGGGGUUAUGGGCAGACAGCCAUAUCCUUUGAUGAUGACAUUAAUUAGAACAACAACAACCACAACUAUUUUACCUCCAACCCCUGAAUGGGUACGUUCUGUAGAAGAAUCUUUUUUGGCUGGAGAACAAUUAGGAGGGGGAAGUGGAGAGAAAAAAGAAAUUAUUGGAGAAAAACCAAACGGCGAUGGAUGGAGAAUAUUAAGCACUAUUGGACCACCUCCACCAAUGCCUAUACCUCCAAUACUUCCCCCCUUUCAACCUUUACAACCAUUUCAACCUGUUGGAGAAGAAGAAAAAGAAAUUAUUUCUAAAAUUGGAGGAGGAAGUGGGGGUUCUAAUCCUUUAGACCCGUUGCCUAUUAAGCCUGGAGUUAUUGGAAUUAGAAAUGGUACUCGAAUAAAUAGUCAAGAAGAAGAAGAGGAGGAGGAAGAAAUAGAUAAAAGUUCAAAUUUAAUUGAAAAUAAUAAAGGCCCAAAACAAAAAAUCUCAGCUUUUCUUGGAGUUAUUCAACUUCCACCUGGAGCAGCAAUAAAUAUUAAAGAAAGAACUAAACCUCAAAUACUUAACCAUUUCUAUACAACCGAAAGAUUAGAACAACAUUUAAUGGGAGCACAAGGAUUUGUAAUGGAACCAUCAAUGGGUUAUUUGGGUAAAAACCAAAUAGAUCCAAAUUGUACAUGUAUUAGACCUCUAUAUAGAUUAUAUUCUGAAUUUGCUAAAGAUCAUUUUUUAACUUCAAAUGAAGACGAAAAAAAUAUUGCAGAAACUUUAUUGGGAUAUUCUUUUGAGAGAAUACUUGGUUAUUGUACAAAAGAACCGGGAUGUGGGGCUUAUUUACCUUUAUAUAGAUUUUAUAAUGCUAUUAAUAAAGGUAAAUAUGGGGAAAUGCAUUAUUACAAAACCCAUUCUGAAUUAGCUUUUGGGUUUGAAAAAAUAGAAUGUUAUGUUUGGCAAAAAAGUUCAAGUUCUCGAGGAUGUCCAGCAUUAACUUUAGAAAUACAAGAAGAUGAGGAGGAAAGGAGAAGGGAAAAUGAAGAAAAUAAAUCUAUUAAAAAUGAAAAAGAAGAAAAUAAUAAAUCUUUUUCUGAUGAAAAUAUUAAAUUAAAAAGAAGAAGGAGGAAGGAUUAA